This is a messenger RNA of Sebastes umbrosus (honeycomb rockfish), 3538 nucleotides long. It is a transcript of the gene znf365, whose product is annotated as zinc finger protein 365. The transcript has 8 exons. Lineage: Eukaryota; Metazoa; Chordata; Actinopteri; Perciformes; Sebastidae. Gene Ontology annotation, cellular component: centriolar satellite. Gene Ontology annotation, biological process: regulation of neuron projection development; regulation of DNA strand resection involved in replication fork processing; regulation of double-strand break repair via homologous recombination. The record is from RefSeq and is a predicted model, not a curated record. Bases 139 to 1557 code for a protein of 472 amino acids.
GAUGUGGUGUUGUUAUGGAUCUGUCUCUAACUUGACGGUUGGUCCUCCACUCUGUGUCUCUGAAUGAAUGACAUCAUGCGGGCUGCUGUUGGUCUCCAUCUGCGACAUGACACCUCCAGACACUAACGGUGUAGAGUGAUGCAGCAGAAGUUGUGUUCCAGAGGUUCUGGUUCUUUCCUCUUGGAGAGGAACGGCCAGGCCUGCGGCGCCGUCACCGUCACCUCCUGCGACCUCCCCUUCCGCUGCCCCCGCUGUGGCGAACAGGAGCGCUUCCGCAGCCUGGCCUCGCUCCGCGCCCACCUGGAGUACCGCCACUCGUACCGCUCUCCGGACGUGACUACCGGUGGCUUCAGCAUCACCGGCAAGCUCCCUGACCCGUUGACGGCGGCGAUCCCCUGGCACGACAUGAGCCUCCCGACCCGCAGGGGCCUGCAGGGCGUGGGGCGGCCACCUCACGUCCGCUCCCUCAGUGACAGCAGAGACAGUGGGUACCUCCACUCCUACAGCUCUGUGAGGAGACGCACCCAGAGUGUUGGGGUGGGGACGCAGGCUGAGGAAGAGGAGGAUGACGAUGAGGAAGAAGAUGAGGAGGAAUUUGGGACAGAUGAUGAAGGAGAAGAGGAGGAGGACGAAGGUGAAGAGAGAGAUGGAGGUAGAAAUGAGGAGGACAUCAAAAUGGCUAUCAAAAAGUCAGACGCAUGCUGCCAUCACCUCAACCACCAUCACCUCCCGUUCCCUCUUCCAGCCCCUCUUGGUCCCCCGCCAGACCCGGACCUGGACUUAGACCUGGACCUGGUCGAGCAGAACGCGUACUCUGGUUUGGAGACGGCAGCAGCCUCGGCCGCGGUGCGCCGACGACUGGCCAGCAUCCUGCGGGCGGCCGACAGCACCAUGCAGCGCCGGCUGGCCAAGGUGAGCACGGAGCUCGCCCAGACCGACACGGAGCUCCUGUGUGAGCGUGCCCACUCGCAGCACCUGGCCCAGGAGAGGCAGGAAGUUGCAGACAGGGAGAGGUCGCUGAGCCGGCAAGUCGACGUGGCUGUUAUGGUGAUCGCCGCGCUGAGGGAGCAGCUCAACGCCUCAGAGAACGAGCUGGAGAGACGAGAGAGGGAGGUGAUAACCAUCCAGAAGUUUCUGGAAGCAGCGGCUCGACAGGAGACGUGCGGUAAAGUUCGAAUCCAGCGCUUCAUCGAGAAUCUGCUGAGACGCAUCGCUCUGGCCGAGAGACUGGUGGAGUAUUACCAGGUCAACGGCAGCCCGCAGCAGUGCAACCACUACAAGUACCAGCAGCCAAAUGAUAAUGGUCCUCACAGAAUCACUAAAAGCAGGUCAGCGGGAGGUCAGCUGUCCUCGUCUGGUCUCCAUGACAACAGAAGCCGCUCCUCCUCGCAGUUCAGCGGCCGUCCUCUGUUCUCCAAAGCGGGCGGCGGGGAGCGAGACCGGGAGCGGGAGCACCGGGAACGUCUGGCCCAGUCGUCCAGGCUUUUCUGCCGACCCGAACACAGAGACGACAUCUGGAACCACCAGCGCCGCAGGUCCGCCGGGUACGAGGCGUAGAACUGUAGAGAAACACCGGGGGAGAGGGGCUGUCAGCCGAGAUAUCCACUGAAAUGAGCAUGCUAACCAGCUAGCCCCGGCCCGUCCUGUCUCGUAAUAGAGAGGCGAUAGUGAGUCAGUGUAGCGUCCAGUCUGCCCUCAUGAGAGGACGGAGAAGUAGAGCUGUCCCGAGAGCUUGUCAGUCACGUUGAAGGGCUUAAACUCGCACUCAUUCACACAGAAACGGGUGGAGAUUCUCCGAUCACAAAAUGAAUGACGUCGUAUCAACGCUUUCAUCCAAAGUGACUUACAGUGCCGUGAAUGCAUACAGUACAUUUGCAGUAUACUAAAAAAUUCCUUUUCUCUGCAUCAUCCUGUACGAUCUGUUUACACGUCAUUUUUGCACUCAUCCAAUGAUAAGAAUGUAAAUGUAAAAGACGGUAUUCGGUGUAAAAUGUAUCCUUGCUGUCGUUGGUUUAGGUUUUGUUGACGGUGUUAAUAGAUAUUUUGUAUACAAAGCUAUUAUGUGUCGUCGAGUGGGAGUAGUAGUCCUACAGAACUUUAACUUGGCAGAACAUUUAUCUGGGUCACAAACCUGGACCCGUCUUUUUUUCCCUGAAAUUAUGUUUGACUCUCUUCUGAUGUUUUUAUUUUCUUGUUGUUUCAAGUUAGUUUGUCUUAUUUGAAUUUGUAAUUUGCAUUCAUGCAAAGUCUUACAUUUUUUGGAUCGUGGAUCGAGCUUACAGGCAUCCUUUUCAAAGACCCGACUAGAAGUUGUGUUAAUCAUAAUUUAAUCCAAAUUUAUUGGAAGUUGCCAGUUUUUCUAAGCCAAAUAAUGUACUGUGUUUUUCCAUCAGUUUAACAAACCAGUCAGCCAGAUUGAUCUAUUACAGUUUCAGUAAUACCUGAUACCAUAUCUUGAAUAUUACUGUUUAACGGUCUAAAAGACAUUAUAGCCAUCAGCUGUUUUAAUGGCUUCAUGGGCCCUAAACGCUGAGAGUAAACCUGAGUUUUGUCAGGUUUACUCUCCACUGCUUCUUACCGCAUUAAAACCUGAUACAUUUGGACAAAUUGUAUUCCAGAGAUCCAUCGUGUGAUCAGACUUCUGAGUCCUUUAGCCCCUUUGUGAAUUAAGGCACUGAUGAGCUAAGCCCAAAUGUUACUGCUGCUGUCAAUUAAAAACACAACAAUUCUUAGUUUCAUGUGAUUAUGCACUAAUGAAAACACAGGCUGUGUCCAAAAUCAUUCACUCAUUCACUACUCACUAUCCAGGGAGUUCUAUGUAGAGUUAUAUUUAGAGGACUACAGUAUAUAGUGAGCUCAUUGGCAAAAUGAAACAACACUUUCCGCACACUACUACUGGUAGGCCAUCCAUAAUAAACACCGGCAUGUAUUUUUGUGUGUUAUAAAUACAUAUUUAAACCAUUUUGUUGAGUUGUCUCUUAGCAAAAUCCUCUGAGUGAAUUUAAGUUAAGAGUAAAGCGGUGAUGCGCUGCCAUCUGCCGUUGUGGCAAGCGUAUGUUCUCAAAUUAAUAAACACAAAGUACUUUGUGGCCGUUUGUGUUGUGAUGAUCUGCUCACAUUAAAUACAUUUUAUUGGCGCCACAGCUUAUGGAUUUGUCUAGAAUCACGCUGCUCUCUCUCCUCUCGUCCAUCUGCCAAUUUUUUUACUUCAGCGCAACGCAUGAUGGUAUAUAGUGCUCGGUUAGUGACCAUCGUUGUCCACUACUUUUCACAAUACAUUGUGGGAUAUACUUUGAGUCCACUAUAUGGGGUAUAAUAAUUCUCACUAUGCCGUUGGACAGCACUAUAAUACGGCAAACUCACUAUAUAGUGAGUAGUGAGUGAUUUGGACACAGCCUACAGUUAUGAAUAUUAUAUGUCAUUUCUGCUAAUAGAUCCCCUACACACUGUACCUUUAAAUGCAUCUGUGAGGUCACUUCACUUCUGAUUGCAGCGGUUCUAUUAACAUGACCUGAAACAUUUUUAGUCCUGUAAAACC